Messenger RNA from Ipomoea triloba (trilobed morning glory), 2323 nucleotides. RefSeq names its product long chain acyl-CoA synthetase 4-like. Gene Ontology annotation, molecular function: long-chain fatty acid-CoA ligase activity. Gene Ontology annotation, cellular component: endoplasmic reticulum; membrane. The record is from RefSeq and is a predicted model, not a curated record. NCBI's taxonomy places the organism in Eukaryota, Viridiplantae, Streptophyta, Magnoliopsida, Solanales, Convolvulaceae. Gene Ontology annotation, biological process: fatty acid metabolic process. The transcript has 19 exons. Bases 188 to 2164 code for a protein of 658 amino acids.
UUCUCUUUCUAGACGCACACCCACUACAGAUCGAACGAAUCUGGUUUGAAAGUCAAAACAAAGAAGAAGAAGAAAUAGCCAAAUAGCUACUGGCAACUCAUCAGCUUCUCUCACACCCGCCCACAUAUUUUUCUCUGGUUUAUACACAGAGAGAGAGAGAGAGAGAGAGAAAUAGAGGAAUCAGAAAAUGGCAGAAGACAAGUUUAUAGUACAGGUGGAGCCUGCGAAGCCUGCUACGGAUGGAAAGCCUUCGGUCGGGCCUGUUUACCGGAGUGUUUUUGCUAAGGAUGGUUUUCCGGCACCUAUUGAGGGCUUGGAUUGCUGCUGGGAUAUUUUCCGUUUAUCUGUGGAGAAGUAUCCCAACAAUCCAAUGCUUGGACGCCGAGAGAUCACUAAUGGAAAACCUGGAAAAUAUGUCUGGAUGACAUACAAAGAAGUAUAUGACGUAGUGGUGAAAAUUGGAAAUUCCAUUCGCAGCUGCGGUGUUGAAGAAGGAGAAAAGUGUGGAAUAUAUGGUGCCAAUUGCCCCGAGUGGAUCAUGAGCAUGGAGGCAUGUAAUGCCCAUGGUCUGUAUUGCGUCCCUCUUUAUGACUCCUUAGGUGCUGGUGCCGUAGAAUUUAUAAUCUGCCAUGCAGAGGUUAAAAUUGCUUUUGUUGAAGAGAAAAAGAUUCCCGAGCUUUUGAAAACUUUUCCAAAUGCCGCAAAAUACUUAAAAACGGUUGUGAGUUUUGGGAGAGUUACACCUGAACAGAAGGACGAGGUUGAAAAGUUUGGCACCGUCAUUUAUUCUUGGGAAGAGUUUUUAUUAUUGGGAGAAGGAAAAUGCUUUGAUCUUCCAGUGAAAAAGAAAACAGAUAUUUGCACGAUAAUGUAUACCAGUGGGACAACCGGAGACCCUAAGGGUGUCUUGAUUUCAAACAAUAGCAUCGUUACUCUUAUAGCUGGAGUAAAGCGUCUACUAGAGAGUGUCAACGAAGCGUUGACAGUGAAUGAUGUAUACAUUUCAUAUCUCCCUCUGGCCCACAUCUUUGAUCGGGUGAUUGAAGAGUGUUUCAUCAACCAUGGUGCCUCAAUAGGAUUUUGGCGUGGGGACGUUAAAUUAUUGGUCGAGGACAUUGGAGAGCUAAAACCUACUAUAUUCUGUGCGGUUCCCCGGGUAUUAGAGAGAGUCUAUUCAGGUCUGCAGCUGAAAAUUUCUUCUGGAGGUUUUCUAAAGAGCAAGAUGUUCAGUUUAGCAUAUGCCUUCAAAUUUCGCAAUAUGAAGAAGGGGAGUAAACACGAUGAGGCAUCUCCGCUUUGUGACAAAAUUGUUUUCAGUAAGGUCAAAGAAGGGUUGGGCGGCAGAGUAAGACUUAUAUUAUCUGGAGCAGCACCCCUUGCGUCUCAUAUAGAAACUUUUCUAAAAGUCGUGGCAUGCUGUCAUGUUCUUCAAGGAUAUGGUCUGACUGAAACCUGUGCUGGCACAUUUGUCUCGAUUCCAAAUCGGAUGGAUAUGCUGGGUACGGUUGGCCCGCCAGUGCCCAAUGUGGACGUGUGCCUGGAGUCUGUUCCUGAAAUGGGGUACGAUGCUCUAUCAGACGUACCACGCGGUGAAGUAUGUGUGAGGGGCGAUACUGUUUUUUCAGGUUACUACAAGCGCGAGGAUCUUACAAAGGAGGUCCUUGUUGAUGGGUGGUUCCACACAGGUGAUAUUGGCGAGUGGCAACCGAGUGGGGGCUUGAAAAUUAUUGAUCGUAAGAAGAACAUUUUCAAGCUCUCACAAGGAGAAUAUGUUGCAGUGGAAAAUCUGGAGAAUGUAUAUGGACAAGUCCCUGUUAUUGACUCCAUUUGGAUAUACGGGAACAGCUUCGAGUCAUUUCUCGUAGCAAUUGUUAGCCCAAACAAGCCAGCAAUCGAAAAUUGGGCUGAGCAAAACGACAUACCUGGAGAUUUCGACUCCCUAUGUGAAAAUCAAAAGGUGAAGGAGUACAUACUCGAAGAGCUCAAGAAGAUUGCCAAAGAAAAGAAGUUGAAGGGCUUUGAGAUAAUAAAGUCUGUGCACCUCGAUCCAGUUCCAUUCGACAUGGAACGCGAUCUUCUCACCCCAACAUUCAAGAAGAAAAGACCGCAGUUGCUGAAAUACUAUCAGAGUGUGAUUGACAAUAUGUACAAGAGUACUAAAUGAGCUUCAUGGUGAAGAAUAGUGUACUGAGUUCAAUCUUUUUCCUUGCAUCCCCUCUAAUCUCUGUGCUUUUGUUUAAUGUCAUUAUUGUACAUACAAAAUUUAAUAAAAGAUUUUAUUAUCAUGUGUAAUACGAAAGAAAUGUUGGUGGUGGAUUUUUCA